CUCCCGCCCGCUGCUGCGCUGAGCUCCGGCAGCGAGUAAAGGUAGACGCCCAGAGGGACAGGCGGCGGCGACAGGGGCCCAAGCGUCCGUAUGGCCGCUCCCUGCCGGCCCGUGGUGUGCGCCACGGAGCUCGCCGGUGGCGCCUCGGGCUCGGAGCGGCUCUGAGCCGCGCCGCCUGCGGGGAUCGACCUAGCUGUUCCGCGGAGCCGCGGGCAGGAACCCGAGGAGCAGAAGACGGCGGCGCCUAUUCCUCCCAGAGAGCGAUGUGGCCGGCCGGUGCGGGCACCAAGCUGCCCUGUCCCCGGGACUCUGCGCUCCGGCGGGCGGCGUUCUCCGGGAACCUCACCGCCCUGCCUUCUCACCUCGUGCCCGCCGGCCGCAGCGUGCGGGUCUUCAUCAGCGCCAACCCUGAAGGUCUGGAGGCUGGAAAGUCUAAGAUGAAGGUGCAGGCAGAUUUGGUUCCUGACACGGGAGCAGAAAGACAGGCACUAAAAGAAAAUGUGUAUCCUAAAUUGAGAGAAUUCUGCAGAGAAAACUACGGAUUAGAAUUUCAGGUCAUAGAUCUGUACUGGGGAGUUGAUGAAGAUGAAUGGGACAACCCAGAGCUCCAGAAGACCCGCAUGAAGCUGCUGGAGGAUUGUUUGAAAACUUCUGCAGGUCCAUGUUUUGUUGGACUAUUAGGUGAAAAAUACGGGAACAUCCGAAUCCCCGGAGAAGUUGAAGCCUCAGAGUUUGAAAUGAUUUUGGAUGCUGCCAUAGAGGCGAAGCUAGAGACGAAGUUACUGGAAGAGUGGUACUGUCGCGAUGAGAACUCAGUGCCAGCAGCGUAUUACCUCAGACCCAAAUCGGAAAUGCUGAAAAGCAAUAAAAAUACAAUGCAGCCUUCUGCCAAUGCUGAGAAUGAGAAGACCUGGCAAGAGAUAUCUGAUGAGAUCAAGAAAAUAUUUAAGGCUGCUGUAAAACUGUUACAUGAAAAGGGGAAAAUGAAACACAACCAAGCUAAGAGGUACCUGUUCUCAGCUAUAGAGGAUGAAUUUGACUUCGCUCUAGGAAAGCAGACUCCAGCAUUCCUCAAGAAGUGUGUGUGCUACAUUAGAAAAAUUGCUAACAUUGAGCGUUUUGUGAAAAUCCCAGAGAUGGGAAAAUACAUGGACAUAACUGGAACAGAACCAAGGAUUAUUCGGGACCCAGAAGCCCAAGAGAAGCUGAUAAAACUCAGGGAUGAAUUUAUUCCUACUAUUGUUGCAUCAUCUAAUCUGAGAGUGUACACAUCUGUUACUCAUUGUGACAUGAAACUAGGCUAUUCCCAAGAAAUAGAAAAUCAUUACAUAGAAGGACUUGGUAAACAAUUUUAUGAGGACAUGAUUGACAUAAUUCAGGCAACGGUACAACAGAAUUUUGACACUGAGACUGAUACGCUCUAUGAUGAAAUCCUUCAGCAUUCGUCAUUGUGUAAAACAUAUGCCUCCUUCUAUGAGUACAAAUGCGAAGCUCUAAACAUCGUGCGUAAAUACAUUCUUCCAAGUAAAACCGGGCACAUCAACCCUCUUAUUAUAUAUGGCGGACCAUGCACUGGGAAGACCCUUCUACUCGCUGAAGUAGCAAAGAAGGCUUAUGGCUGGCUACAUGAAGACACAGGACCAGAAUCUGACCCAGUAGUAGUUGUGAGAUUUCUAGGAAGCACAGACAUGAGUACUGACCUUAAGACUCUCCUUCUCAGUGUUUGUGAACAAUUGGCAAUUAAUUACCGGUGUCUGGUUCAAAGCUACCCUAAGAAGAUCCACGACCUCCGUGACUUAUUUAUAAACCUUUUGAAUGAGUCUUCAUUGCAGAGACCUCUAGUAAUAAUAUUCGACGCCCUAGAGCAGCUCUCAGAGAGUGACGAGGCCAGGAAGCUUUGGUGGCUCCCAGCUCACCUUCCCCGCUUCGUACGGAUAGUCCUCUCCACACUGCCCAACAAACAUGGGAUCCUGCAGAAACUAAGGUGCCUUAUCCACGAAGAAGACAACUACAUUGAGCUGAUUCCCCGGGACAGGAAGAUGUGCAGCCAGGUCCUCAAACACCAGCUGCUGCGGGUCAAAAGGAAGGUCACAUCAGGCCAGCAGAUUUAUGUGAACAACGCGUUCUCCAAGUGCACACUGCCCAUGUUUGUGAACCUGACCUUCAGGGAGGUGAGACACUGGAGAUCUCACAAAGACGUCGAUGAGUCCUCGCUCUGUGUCACCGUUCAUGAAAGUAUAGAGCAGCUAUUCGGGUCCUUGGAGAAGAAGUGUGGUCAGAAACUAGUCUCCAGGGCUCUUGGUUACAUCACCAUGGCCAAAAUGGGUUUGAGUGAAAUGGAACUGGAGGACGUGUUGGCCCUAGACAACAGUGUUAUGAAUGAGCUCAGUGAGAAUGCCAGGCCAAGCAAUCCCCUGAGAGUACCUUAUGUGUACAUCGCAAGGCUCAAGGAGGGUCUCAGCGGAUACUUAAUAGAAAGACACGUGAAGAAUGUCACUCUUCUGGUCUGGGCCAACAGACACCUGCAGCUCAUAGCCCAUAAGCUGUAUCUGCAGGACAACAGUGACCUGCGGGAAAUGCACACCAUCCUCGCAGAUUAUUUCCUGGGGGUCUGGUCAGGGGGCAGGAGGAAAGCUUUCUGCCUUGAAGACCCCUACUUGAAUGACUGUCUUGACUUGGAGAGCAGAAGUCUGCUUGAGGAAGAAAAGCACUUCAUGGAACAGGCUUCCUUUGACAGGCAGGCCCCAGACCAGCCGUGGGUUUUCCAGUGUAAUCCACUGGAACCUGACAUCUUUUUCGUCAAUCAUCGGAAGAUGUCUGAGCUCUUGCACCACCUGACGAGGUGUGGUAAAACCGAUGACUUGCUUUAUGGCAUCAUCAUGAACUUCAGCUGGCUUUACACCAUGAUCAAAAUCGGCCAGUUCGAUAAAGUGCUUUCAGACAUCGAGCUGGCUUACAACUGCUCGCAAGAGAAGGAGCUGAAGUUCCUGGCAAGCACCCUCCGAGGCAUCAAAAACAAGAUCAUUGCAUUUCCUGGCUCCCUUUCAGCAGAGCUCCAGCAAAGACUUCUGCCUGUUGUAAGUUCCCUGCCCAAACUUAGACACCUUCUUUUGGAGUGUGACAAAGACGGGCCCAAAUAUUGCUCCAUUGUGCCAUUACAUUCAUCCAUGGACGUGACAUAUAGCCCGGAGCGUCUUCCCUUGUCAUCUAGUCACCUGCAUGUCACCGAGAUUCUGCCUACCAGUAACCCCAGUACUGUCCUGACAGCUUUAGAAAAUGGGUCCAUCAGCACGUGGGAUGUGGAAACUCGUCAGCUACUCAGGCAAAUCACAACAGCCCAGUCCGUCAUCCUGGGCAUGAAGCUCACCAGUGACGAAAAGUAUCUUGUGGUGGCUACGACAAAUAACACCUUGUUGAUUUAUGACAAUGUCAAUUCUUGUCUCCUGUCUGAGGUGGAAAUCAAAGGGACCAAGCAUGGAAGCAGCUCCACCUACAUCAAUGGAUUUACACUCUCCGUCAGCCACACCCUUGCAUGGCUUGAAGCCAGCAAAGAUGUCACUGUCAUCGAUCUGCUCUACGGAUGGCCCUUGUACCAGUUCCACUGCUGGUAUGAAGUGACCUGUGUCCAGUGCUCCCUGGAUGGCGUCUAUGCUUUCUGUGGACAGUACCUGAAUACUACCACCAUAUUUCAUUUAGGGAGUGGAGAAAAGUUAUGUACGGUGACAUCUGAAUUUUCAGGUGGGUUUGUGAAGUUUCUUCUCAUCUUGGACACGGCCCAAGAAAUGGUAAUGGUAGAUAGUGAGGGAAGCCUUUCUGUUUGGAAUACUGAGGACAUUACCAACCCCCAGCUAACUGAUGACUUUGACUGCCGCAGAGAAGACAGCGAGGUGGUCAGCAUUGAACUUUCAGAGGACCAAAGUGCCAUUCUGAUCUGUAAAGCCCUCAGCAUUGAGCUCUUAGAUACUGGCAUGUGGAAGGUGGCUGAAAAGUUCAGAGCUAAGCACAACGAACGCUUUAUAUCUGCCGUGCUGUCCAAAAAUGGAGACUGCAUCAUCGCAACCAUGGAAAAUACCUCAGCCGUGUUUUUUUGGAGGCGGGACACAGGACAAUGUAUGGCGAGCUUACAGGAAAUCUCAGGUACCAUAGUUAAGCUGGUGAAAUCUAGUCACCACAACAUGCUGCUAUCUUUAUCAACCAGUGGUGUUCUUUCUAUUUGGGACAUAGAUAUAAUCACAGCUAUGUCCAACAUAGAUAAGACUGGAAAACCCAUCCAGAGUCUGAUGUUACCUGCCAGAGGGGAAAUCAUUUACUCCCUUGAUGGCUCUGAUUGUGUUCAUAAGUGGAACUUCAGCAGUGGGUUCAUUGAAGCAGUAUUUAAGCAUGAAGGAAUAGUUGAACACUGCGUGUUGACAUCCUCUGGGGACAUAAUGGUGACAUCAGAUGACAAAAGCAGCCAGUAUGUCUGGCACACCAGCAGUGGUGAAAACCUGUUCCGAAUUAAUGGGCAGAGAAUAUCUCAGCUGCUAAUUACCCACAAUGACCAGUUUGUGGUCUCUCUCUGUGAGGAGAAUGCCUCCAGGGUUUGGAGGCUGGCCACAGGCCACAGGGUCUGCAACAUUCUGACCACUUUGCAGAACGCCUUUAUAACCUCUGCAAAUACCUUCGUGGUGGGAAUGACCAAAAGCAAAGUGCUGGCAGUCAGUCUUUGGACUGGAAGUAUCACCAAGAAAUUUUGCUGUGAAGAUGGCACCACCAUUGUGAGUUUUAAAUUGAUCCCCGACUGUCCUGACAUCAUUGUAUUUAUCACAUCUGCCGAGACGGUGAAUAUUUGGAGUCUGACAGAUGAAGUGAUCUGUCGCCGUGUGCAACUUCCAAACAACUUCUUGAAAAAUCUAGAGGAUUUUGAAAUUUCUCCCAAUGGAAAGCUAGGCAUUAUAUCCAGGGGAGAUGAAAAUAUCAACGUGCUGGAUUUACACAGCGGUAAAUUACGGGUGGUUCACGCCUCUGGGGUCAUCUGGCGGCAGAGGUUGUCUCGAGAUGGUCGCUACCUGGUGUACAUCUGUUUCCGAAACGGGGAGGAAGAGGAUGAAAAUGGUGUGAUAUCCAGGUUAAUCGUAAUGAGACUGGCCGACGGCAAAAAUAUCGGUGCUUGUUCCCUUUACAAAACCCCAACUUUUCUUGCCCUCUCACAGAGGCACCUGAACAUCGUUGUGGGUUUUGAUGAUGGGAGCAUAGGGAUAUACACGGUCGUGGACCGCGUAGAUGCUGCACUAAAAAUUAAAAUUGCCACUUCAAAUAGCAGACAAAUUUUCAACAAUGCAGCACAGACAUCCAGGCCAAAGUGUAAUCGUUAUUGUUUUAAAGUGUCUGUGGAUUGCUUAUGGAGAGAGUCCACUGAGGUCUUUGCAAGAGACAGUCCCAUCACGGUGAGUGACUCCACUGAGCCCAGUGAGGCCACGCCCUCCAAGAAACACAAUUCUUGCUAUGACCGGGUGUGCUCUGCCCUGGAAUCCAGGGGCCACAGCUAUGCCCCUGACAACUGACACAGUGUUUUUCCUGCUCAGCAGAAAUACAUGGUACAUGUACAAAAGAAAAACAAAGUAUCUUCUGUAUCCCAAAUGGAUAAGCUACUGGUUUCUUAAAAGACAGGAAAGAUGGGGGAGUUCCAGUGUUAAUUAUUAACACGAUCGUGAAAUGUAUAGAAGUGAGAUUAGUUUUGAGCUUGGUCUUUUUGUCAAAGUUUAUCUGGGAAUGAAGUCUUGACAGAAUUUCUAGAAAUUGUAUUUAAAUGGCUGCAUCACCUGGAAGUUAGACGAUAGUUGUAAAAUUAGCUGUGUGGGACGAAGCAACAUAACAUUCGAUUGGUUCAGAUGACAGAGGCUAGAGACCAUUUGGACUGGAAUUGGUUCUGUAGAACUCGGUUGAAAUCGUGAACACAAUGAGUUGACUUCAGAUGAUUGUGCGGCCAUGAGUAAACACAGCCUUAAUCUCUCCUUACACUUUAUAAUCCUGACAACUGUGUAAACCCAGUCUGCAGAUGGAAGGUCCAAAGGUGCAAACUAAUGUAACAAAAAUGCCCAGAUGUGCUCCCAGUUUCCCAAGAGAAAGGACGUGAAAUGUGAGGCCACAGGCUGGGCUGGGACAAGAACUGACUACCACUAUCAUAGGGCUACUGAACACGCAGAGUCAGUCUUCAUUAAAAUACAGUUUCAACAGUUGCAUGCAAGGGUUUCUGUAUAACGGAAUAUGUGAUUUUUAAACUAUUUCCUGGGCUGGAAAAGAACACAUUUAACAAGAAACCACAAUCUUUUCAUGUCUUUUUUGAAAUACCUAUUUGAGCUGGGUGUGAAGAAGAAUUACAGAAAGGGCAUUACAAAUUUGGUCAAAACCUGUUCAUUUCUAUCAUUGUACUAACAGAAGUCUGUGCUCUUCAGUCAGUUGUAUGGAAGCAUAAAUUAUUUCCUAAAUCCCUGCAGUAAAUCUUAAUAGAAAGAAAGCUUUCUCGAUAUGCCAUCUAUGAAAUACUGAUGACAUUUGCCUUACUCUCAUUCUUCCUCUUUCCUGUGUAAAAGCAGAUAGAUGACCAAAUACUCUGGGACAAACUGAAGAUGCCUGUCUUUGUGCUAAAAUAUUCCAUAAAUCUUAAGGGUGUCCAAAGGUUCUUUAUUGUCCCUGUUUGUAAUCACUUUCUUACUUCUACACACUGUAUGUAUGUUUCUUUUCUGCUUCAGGACUCUUCGGAGCCCUAUGAGGUCUUAACCAUUUCAAAGCAGAAGCUGUGAAAUGGUAUUAAAUAUUUUCUAAAAACUACUUUACCUAUUUAAAAGAAAAUAUUACAUCCCAAAAGGGGAAAGUGAUUUUCUUCCUUCCAUAUCCUCCACAUGACACGUCCUUGGAUGACUUUCCCAAGGGUGUCCUAGUGGUGGUCUGGUUUGGUUGUAUUUGAAACUGGCAGUAGUGACUCGAGUAGACAGGAUAAUGAACAAGGACUCACUUGCUUUCAGAUCUGCCAUGAACUCACUGCAUAUCUGUUAACAGAUCUUUAACCUCCCCCCGUAUUGUUUUUGAAAAUCGCAAAAUAAAGGUGGUGAUAGCUUGUGCUAUAGCCAUAUAGGGAUGUUGGGGGGCAGUGUGAGAAAAAAGACAGUGACAUCUUCACUGUUGAUGCUAAUGGGAGAAACAAAGUGAUCUAAUCCAUAGAGAAUCCAAGUCAAUUGUAUUUCACUUUGGAAAACAAUUUGACACAUAAGCAUUCAAAGAUGUGAUUCAGAUGUAAACAUUCCGCUCCACGGUAAAAGACUUGUUUUCAGUAUGUUUCUCCUGGUCUAGCUCCCAGCCAGGGAGGUGGUAGCCCAGAGAAGGCCCAGCCCUCAUACAGAUCAUCUGGAGUUGAUUAUAUGAGUCAAUACUUUUUUAGCUCUUCAGAGGCAACACAUUCUUAUUCCUGUCAUUGUUAGUUGGACCUCCAUGCCACACAUUUCUAUGAAUUAAAUGCCUAGAUGGAUUAAAUGUAGUGUGUGAAUGUUCUGUGUAAAAGCCAAUAGAGUUUAACAAGUGACUUGAAUGAUUUUUCCUAACUUGUUUGCAACUGAUAGCUCAUAUUGAAUGUUUUUAUGUAAACUUUGUAUUGUUGGGAAGAAUUACCCAAUCAGAGAUUUAUAUUUUCAUAAAUGUUACAUUUAGUUAAAUUUUGUUACAGAGUUGUUACACUAGAAAAUUAUUGCAGUCUUCAAACAAUGUACAGUCUUGUGUAUGUAUUGUUUGUAUGAAUAAAAGAUAAAUGACUUAGAUUUGUGUGGUGUUUGUUUUUCUCCCCCAACUUUGGUAGGUGUAGUCAGAGAUCUUCAGUAAUAAUAAUAAGUGUUUGUGUUUACUGAGUGCUUACUGUACAGCAGGCACUAAAUUCAGAGCCUUGCAUGUACUAAGCUGUGUAAUCUCCACAACAGUCUUAUGAGUAGGUACUGUUAGUAUUCCAGAU
This is a messenger RNA of Diceros bicornis minor, 7978 nucleotides long. RefSeq names its product NACHT and WD repeat domain containing 2 (gene NWD2). NCBI's taxonomy places the organism in Eukaryota, Metazoa, Chordata, Mammalia, Perissodactyla, Rhinocerotidae. The transcript has 8 exons. Bases 264 to 5543 code for a protein of 1759 amino acids. Gene Ontology annotation, molecular function: protein binding. The record is from RefSeq and is a predicted model, not a curated record.